AUGAAAUUUCAAUCAUACUUUAUCUUAUUGAUCUUGAGUCUGUCACAACUUGUUGUAUCUUCCAAACAUCCAGCAAAAUCUCACAAUAGAAACCAUAAAUGGUAUUAUAUCUAUCGUGCCUGCAUGGAGGGUACUAAUGAUUAUAAAUGGGAAUCAUCAAUCAAGGCCAAACUAACAAAACAAUGUCAAUACCAGCCAAUUUUAGGUUCAAUUUUGAUAUGUAUUGCUAAUGAAAUGGGUGAUUCUACUAAAAACUUUCAAAAAUCACUAAAUGCUUUAGGAGAACGUUGUAACCCAAGAGCUAAAACAAACUAUUCGGUUGAUGACUUGAAUAAAAUUUAUCACAAUGCUACGCAAUAUGUUAUUGAUCCUAAAACUAUACAAGGAAAUGUCACAAAAAUCAAAUUUUCUCAACCUGUUAACAUAGUGAAAGCAGACAUUGAGGAUGCCUUGCGGUUUUAUAAGGCCAAUUUCGCAAAUACAGGAAAUGCUUCACUCUAUUCUGGUAUAAUGUGGGCUUAUUUUGUCGGAAUUUUCAUCUUGAUGGGGGUUGCAAAUUUUAUAAAGAGACUAGGCUAUCAACAUAAUUUCAACCAUAAGGUUAUAAAAUGGUAUAGAUCCAAUAUUUCAAUUCCUGCAUUGUUUAAUGCAAAACACACGGAUCCUUUCCAAUUUUGCAAAAUAUUUGCUGGUCUCGUACCAACUAGAGUUGAAACUUUAAUAGUGAUUGGAUUCUUAGGAUUAAAUGCCUUGUUCCUUGGUGGAUUCCAUGAUUUUGGUUCCCAUCUCCAUUUCAAAUCAACAGAAGAAGUGAGAAAUGUUCAACUUAUGGAAUUUGUUGCUGAUAGAACAGGGUUAUUAUCAUUUGGUUUGAUUCCACUAUUGAUUAUCUUUGCUGGUAGAAAUAAUAUUCUUACUACAUUGACUGGUAUUCCAUACUCAACUUUUAUUGUUUUCCAUAAAUGGGUUGCAAGAUUCAUGUGGAUCCAUGCUUUGAUUCAUUCCGCUUGUUGGACAGCAUAUGCAGUUUAUUAUAAGGCGAUGGCUGAAGAUUCAGCUGAAACAUAUUGGACUUGGGGUAUUGUUGCUACUAUCCUUGGUGGAUUGAUCUUGGUCCAAGCCUUCCACAUCUUCAGAAAUAUGGCUUAUGAAACCUUCUUGUUCAUACAUAUUGUUUUAGCUAUUCUGUUUAUUGUUGGUUGUUGGUGGCAUUGUUAUACUCUAGGCUGGCUAGAAUGGAUUUAUGUUUCAUGGGCAGUUUGGAUAUUUGAUAGAGUGUUGAGAGUUGUUAAAAUGUGUAUGUUUGGAUUUAGAAAUGCUCAGAUUGAAUUGAUUGCUGAUGAUACUUUCAAAAUCACUGUUAAACAUGGUAAAUGGUUUGCUCCAUAUCCAGGCUCAUUUGGUUAUGUUUAUUUCAUUACACCAACAAUGUUUUGGCAAUCCCAUCCAUUCACUUUGAUUGAUUCAGUGCUAAACAAGGAUGAAACAACUAUUUAUGUGAAAACCAAGGCUGGUAUCACCAAGAGACUAAACAAACAAUUAGCCAAAAUCCCUGGAAACAAAAAAACCAUUAGAAUAUCCAUUGAAGGUCCAUAUGGUCAUAGAGCUCCAAUUGAAAAAUAUGAUACUGCAUUAUUGUUGGCUGGUGGUAAUGGAAUCCCCGGCCCAUACUACCAUGCUAUUGACUUGUCUAAACGUGAAUCUUCAACAAAGCAACAGAUAAAGCUUACCUGGAUUAUUCGUAAUCCAGAUGCGUUACAAUGGUUUCAUAAAGAGUUGGAACUUUUAGCUCACACCAACGUUCAAACAGAUAUUUACAUUACUGCUCAAGACCAAAAUAAAGAGAAAUUAGAAGUUAAUGUGGAGGAGAAAAAAGAUACAUCGAGUGAUGAAGAAGGUAAAGCUUCAAAUUCAGAUACAACAUCCGAUAAAGCACCAAGCACAAGUGAAGUUAUUUCAUCAUUAUCUAAUCAUAUAAAUUUCCAUUAUGGAAGACCAAACUUGGAGGAGAUUAUAGUGAAAGAAUUCACAGAUGAAAAAGGUCCAUCAGUUGCUGUGAUGAGUUGUGGACCUCCAAAGAUGGUUGAUGCUAUUAGAAACCUUGUCGCAAAACAUUUACAAGAGUCUAAAGGUCGUGUUGAUCUGUAUGAAGAGUUGCAAGUUUGGUAA
This is a messenger RNA of Hansenula anomala, 2169 nucleotides long. RefSeq lists its product as uncharacterized. Gene Ontology annotation, molecular function: ferric-chelate reductase activity. Gene Ontology annotation, cellular component: plasma membrane. The coding region runs from base 1 to 2169 and encodes 722 amino acids. The record is from RefSeq and is a predicted model, not a curated record. Gene Ontology annotation, biological process: iron ion transport; intracellular iron ion homeostasis; copper ion import. NCBI's taxonomy places the organism in Eukaryota, Fungi, Ascomycota, Saccharomycetes, Phaffomycetales, Wickerhamomycetaceae. The transcript has 2 exons.